AUGGAGACGGCGGUGCGUUGGUCUAACACUUCAGUAGCAGGCAACGAGCGAUUUCUCUUUGUUGACGUUGCCGGCAAAUCUUUUACCCUGUGUCGAGUCAGAUGCAGAAAGAAAGGAGUCCUCAAAUAUGACAUCCUUUCAGAGUACAAAAAAGUCCCAGCCUUUCGAGCGUUCGACUGGUCACCAACACAUGAAGGAGUCGUUGCUGUCGGUCAACUAUCUGGAGAAGCCACAGUUCUGCGGAUAGACGAUGGGUCUCAAGCAGUUCUCUCGUUUCCCGUUCACAGUGAAAGGUUCUGUAAUGCUAUCGCGUUCAACAAUCAAGGUUUGCUGGCUGCAGGCCUUGACAGAGUGCGGACAGACUAUUGCCUGAAUAUUUGGGAUCUGCAACAGCAGUUGCCAUCUGGGAGUACUUCUGGUUUCGUGAGGAGUUCAGGACGAACUUAUCCUGAGCCACUGCAUAAAUUAGCAAGCUCUGAGCCUAUAACCAGCAUCAAAUUCUUCCGUAACGAGCCUCGGACCUUAGUUGCAGGCGUCAAGGGUCAGUUUGUACGUCUGUAUGACCUUCGCGAAGCUCCAGGGAGCGCUUCCAUGCAAUUCACUACACGAUGCGUCAGCAAUGUCGCCAUUGACUCAAUGGAUGAGAACUAUUUCGCUUCAUGUUACCCAAUAAAUGGUGCCAUCAUAUGCAUUUGGGACCGUCGCGCGGGCUCCCGACCACCAAUGGCCCAGGCUAGCUUCUUCUCUACUACUUCAGGAGAAACGACCCCACUGCGUACUUCCCUCGAGCUGAAGAACGCCACUGAGGCACCAGGGUCGAUCUGGAGCUUACGCUUUUCCGGUACACGACGAGGCUGUCUAGCCAUGCUAUCAAGUGCAGGUCAUUUUAAAACGUACGACAUUGGUAAAGAGUUCCCACAGACCAAUGUAAGCUCGGAUUCCAAAGCUGAACAGCUGGAAUCUCAGAGUAUUACCGUUCCUGAAGAUCUCUAUCUCCAUGGCAUACAAGAUGUACAGCAUGCCUAUGAUCACCCGAAGGAAAGUAGACUCAAGAAAGAUCGCAUUGUGUCUUUCGACUUCAUGAAAACUGGUGGAACAUGGAAUGAACCAAAAGUUAUCACGCUAACUGGCAAUGGUUGCAUGGCCGAACUCUCUAUCCCCAUGGUUCCAGAGCCAGAAGUGUUCUCUUCCAUUGGCUUGAUUCACAAGGGAACCAAGCAAGUGCAACGGUCCUUAGAUCCUGUGAAUGUCGUGUUCGGCCAUUCCAACAACAUACCAGCUACGAAGGUAAAACCCGCUGAAACGGAACUGCCAGGAGCGGUCGAGAUAUUACUUCAGUAUAUUCGCUGCAAAAAUGGGUAUCUAUUCUCCCUUAAGAAGAAUCAAGCUAUCUGUUCUGAGCUUCCACAGCUAACGGAUCUGUGGGUCUGGCUAGAGCGGGCACACAAAGAGCAUCUGGCUGGUACCACUGUUCAUGACGACCUCGAUCUUUCAUAUCUUGGUGUUCAUGCUAUCUGGAUGGAUGAUCUCGGACCAGGACCUUACAACACCAGAAGCUUAGGCCCUUCUACCAUCAAUGUGGCCAAAGUCAUUAAGAACUUGGUUCAGCAUCACAAUAUCCCAGAAACUAAGACGUGUAGCACCGACUACGAGUUUCAUCGUCGGCUGUGUUUGUAUACCCUACAGCAGGCUUGGACAUACGAACAGCUUGAGAAGAUGGUAAGCGAGCUCGUGUCACAAAAUCAUCAUACCAAGGCCGCUGCAAUGGCGGUCUUUGCCAACGAGACCAAACUUGCAUAUCGUGCAUUGCGCAGCUCCUCUGUCCAGUCUGACAAAAUGAUCGCGAUGGCUAUCGUUAGUGCCACGCAACGAGCUGUAGGGAACAAUGAUGAAGACAACGACGGAUGGAUGGAGACGAUCGAAGUUGUCGCCAAAGAUAUUACCGAUCCGUUCGCUCGUGCAAUCUUAACCUUCGUCAAAAAGGGUGAUUGGAAUGCUGUGAUUGAAGAAGAGACUCUACCAUUGCCAUACCGGAUUGGUGUAGCUAUACGAUGGUUAAACGACAGUACAUUAACCCAGUACAUCUCGAGGAUCACGAAGGAAGUGGUCAACUCAGGCAAUAUCGGAGGCAUCGUCUUGACCGGCCUCGGGACUAGAGCCGCAUUUGAGCUCUUGGGUAAUUAUAUGCGCCAUUCUGGAGACCUACAAACAUCCGUGCUUGCCUUGACAUGGACGGUCCCUCGUUAUCUUGAUGAUACGAAGUUGGUGCGGACGUUUUUGACAUGGCGUGAAACGUACCGUGACUAUAUGAAUUCAUGGAAUCUUUGUUUCGAUCGUGUGGAUUUUGACAUUAUAAGCUCCAGGAUUUCUGUGGAUGCCGACGGAAAGCGUCUUUUGGGACCUCCCAAGCCACAAGUCGCGCUUAGUUGUGGAUAUUGUAAACAGAGCAUUGCGCAUUUUGACCAAGGGAGCGGAGAUGACGGUGCGGCUUCUACUAUUCACCAAACUCAGAAGCAUCCAUUGAGCAGUGAGAAAGCUUCAGCAAUUGGAACGGUUUGUCCCAAAUGCGGAAGACGACUUCCAAGAUGCGGCGUUUGCGAUAUGGAAUUGGGAAUGCCGGACCCGUCGUAUCUGAAGUGGUUCGCGCGUGGCCAAAAACAGGGCAGUGUUGAUCUUAGCGCCAGCCUUGCAGGGUCAGUUGUCACAACUCUAGGUCCAGGCACAACAAGAUCAAAGGCUGGAUCUGAACCCCCUGAUGGAAACAGGUCAAAACCUGGCUCCGACCCAGCAGAGAUAAAUAGCCCGGAGCCAGGGUCGGACCAGCCAGGGAAAACAUCCCAAGAAUUAGCUCCAAGCAAGCCUGUCGACCAAGAGAUGUUGCGUAAAUUCAUCGCCUUCUGCAUCAAAUGCAGUCAUGGGUUUCAUGCAAACCACGCAAUGGACUGGUUUCGUGGAAUUAGUGGCAGGCAAGGACAUUCGGUGUGUCCUGUAAGUGAAUGCAGUUGUGUAUGUGACGUGUGA
Molecule: messenger RNA, 3021 nt
Organism: Endocarpon pusillum Z07020
Lineage: Eukaryota; Fungi; Ascomycota; Eurotiomycetes; Verrucariales; Verrucariaceae
Exons: 1
Coding region: 1-3021 (1006 amino acids)
Biological process (GO): positive regulation of TORC1 signaling
Cellular component (GO): cytoplasm
Molecular function (GO): protein binding
Source: RefSeq, a predicted model, not a curated record